Messenger RNA from Ascochyta rabiei, 1662 nucleotides. RefSeq lists its product as uncharacterized. The transcript is spliced from 2 exons. Bases 1 to 1662 code for a protein of 553 amino acids. The record is from RefSeq and is a predicted model, not a curated record. Lineage: Eukaryota; Fungi; Ascomycota; Dothideomycetes; Pleosporales; Didymellaceae.
AUGGCACACCUCAUUUUUCCCAUCGAAGGCUCCAUUAUCAAAGCAUCUUCUAUACGGCACAAGCCCACCGAGAUACCGCGGCAGCUGUUCUACAUCACCAGGGGAGCUACUGAUGCGAUCGAAGCACUGGAGCUGUUCCUCGAACUUUUGUUCGAGCCUUCGCACCAACCGCAGCAAGAUACCCAUGGGUCCAUAGGCUACCUUGCCUUUGAUGCCCAUGUUGGUGACACGGCUUGUCAACUCCGAGCCUGCAUGUUGUCGGACAUCAUGAAGCACUACAGAAGGCCAGGGUCAUGUGUACACGUCGUCGCUAUGCGAGCCACCAUAUCUGAGCUGAAGAAGCUCCUCGAAAAUACCACUCGUCUCCUGACAGGAUUGCUGGAUCUUGACUGGAACAAGAUAAGGUCUGGCGGUCUGGAAGCGUUGGGCGUGCCCAAGUCUGGAAUGACACUGAACGAGCUUUUGUUCAAGCUCGAAUGGAAAAUCGCUGAGGCGAAAACUCUCAAUUAUGAGAGCUCUCGCGGUUCAUCUCAGGAAUCGCUGGGGAGCAUGGCGUCGAGCCUGUCUGGUGCUGACUUUAACGAUGCACUGCCCUCAAACAGAUCGGAAUUUUCUGCAAUGUCACCCGAGGAGCACUGGAAGCCUUCAGAUUGGAGGCAGGUCGUGCAGUUCCUAGUGUACUCCUAUAUUCUGUCAAAGUACAAGCAGCUCAUCGCUUGUAACGGCGUUUAUCGGGCGACUCUAAACCCCGAUCGUGCCUUCACCAUGGGCCAGAUCUUACUUCAACGCGAGUUUGGUUCUCAGUUUGUGCGUCCUAACAAAAGAGCGAUAGAGGAAGAGUUCCUCGGUCUUCAACGGUUCGUCUCAGGCCUCAGCUGCGCGUGGCUGGAGUCAAGAGCGCGUACGUCGUGGAGCAUACAGCCUCGUUUUCACUCGCUCCUCAAGUCCACGAUCAGGACCAGCGCAAAAGGCAUCCACUCUGUGUCGAGCUACGUGGGAUUCCUUAUGCUGCGCAGCUUGUGGGCUGAGACAUCCGCUCCCAUCAUCAUCAUGACAACGAGGUUCUGUCCUUCUGGAUUUCAUGUCAACUAUUUUACAGCGACGUUUCACACAAUCGCACCCACCAACGAGACCGAGUCCAGACACACAGUGCUUCCAAAUAUCUCGUGGGAACUUACUCGAUUGAAUGGUAGAGAAUUCUCUCAUCUCGGACAAUGCUUGGAACCGCACUUCAUGAUCAGCGCAAACAGCAUUGACGGAAACACAUCUGACUACCUGGCCAGGCUUCCCUCAGCACAUCGACAUUCCGAAAACAACUGCGAUGACAAUGAGAGACACUGCAGCGACAUGCUGGAAAGCGACCAGGACCGAGUUGUCCAAGCAAUCUUUGCAGAGCAUCGUCAUUACGCAUUUGAGCUCUCCGGAGAAGAGGGUAACCUGGGCGAAGGUCAAGUAGUGUCUCAUCUCAUGGACGCAAAAGUGACAGGAUUAUCCGCAGCAUGGGAGAAGUCGAGAAAAGACUCGGUAGCGCUGGGCACAGGGUCGUCUCUGAAGCUCUGCAUGUGGCAGCACGUUGCGCUGGAAUCACCCGCGCGCUUUCUGGCACGGGUAGAGGGGUGCGAUCGACCGUGGGUGAUCAGCGAUCCGAUUGCGAAAUCUUGA